AUGACUAAGCUUUUCCGACAGCUCUGCGACAGAGCGCAGAGCCACAUACAGAAGGCAAAAUGGCAGCAGAAGUAUUACGCAGACACAAAGCGCCGAGCUGUGGGGUAUGCAGUGGGCGACAAGGUUUGGCUCAACAGCAAGCACCUACUGGCUUCAUCUAGCUGCCCUAAGUUCGAGCCCCGUUACAGAGGACCCUUUGAAAUCAUUGAACGAAUAGGCACCGUCGCUUACCGUCUUGCUUUACCUCUUACUUAUGAAUGCCGUAACGCUUUUCAUGUUUCGCAGUUAUUUCCCCACCGCUCCCGGCCUCCAGAGUUCGUUCCCCAAGAAGCCGAUGCUGCCUGGCCCCCUAUCCGCGAUGCGGCCAACAAUCCGACAGAGGAGCGUGAGGUCGAUUAUAUUAUGGACCAACGCGGCUCAGGCGCCGACGCCCAGUACCUCAUCAAGUGGCGCGGCACCCCCGAAGAUCAAGCCACGUGGGAGCCCGCUAAUCACCCAACAGACUGUCAGGCUUUGCUCCGUUCUUGGCACCGCCAUCAGAGAAGACGUGUUCAGGCAGGAAACAAUAUCACUCCUUCCGCGGCGUAG
Eimeria necatrix is the source of this 588-nucleotide messenger RNA. RefSeq names its product Pol protein, related. Bases 1 to 588 code for a protein of 195 amino acids. Lineage: Eukaryota; Apicomplexa; Conoidasida; Eucoccidiorida; Eimeriidae. The record is from RefSeq and is a predicted model, not a curated record. The transcript has a single exon.